AUGUCGCUCCCGUCACUCCGACCCGUGGAUGCUAAUGCCAUUAACUUCCACGACAAUGUCAAGUCAAAGCGACCGGAUGAGCCCCUGACUCCGAACACCUUUUGGGUUGGCGUGCUGCAUGACAGCAAGACAAUCCUCACUGCCGACUACGGCGCAGACAUCCUAUGGAUCAAAUGCCGCAGUCACACCAAAAUAGAAGCAAUCAAAAAACAAUGCCGGUUACGAAGUAUUGACCCACAACCCAUACUGCUUCGACAUAACGGUCUGAUCGUCGAUUCGACGAGAACCAUUGGGGAGUUGGAUUCCUUUUUUGAUGGUGUCAUUGCUCUCGAGUCCAUCAAGCAGUCGGAUUUAGUUUCUCGGACCAGCCCGCCCCAGCGUGAUCCCCUCCAGCCGUUAUCAACCCUUGCUCCUGUAGAUGCCAGAAACGUGCAACCAGAGUCGCUGGUCAAGCCUGAACCACAGAAUUGGCCACCUGACCAUGAAAACCUCAUUCCUCCGCUUAAGACAUUCGGUCCUGGGACGUUAUGCAAACAAGAAUCUCCCGUAUCGCUUCCCACCCCGAGUCAGACUAUCCAGACCUUUCAUGCGAUACCCGCUGGAUCUCACGACUUUCUCGCAGAGUGCGCCAGGCGGGAUUUUAUCCAUGAGCGCUUGACGGAUAUCUUUCAUGGUUGUGUGCACUCCGAUGUGUCCAUUGAGCAUCAUCGGAAAGAGUUGGUUGCCAAAUGGCAGAUUAUGUUACCAGAAGCCCGAGAAUGGUACAGGAAACGGGCUCUUUUGUUCACUCGCGCCAACAACGCCUCCAUGACUCUGUUCACAAAUCAGAAUGCCGGAUUCUACCAGUAUUUCUUCCCCCGGAAAUCCGUCUACGCUGUUUACAUGGACAUCCACGGUCCAGACCAAGCCUUCAUUACGAUGAAGCAAGACUGGGAUCGAUUGAAUACAGCUUCCAGAAGCAUCUGGAUUGAGAAAGGACGGAAGAUGCGGCAUAAUCAACUGCCUCCCUUGCUUUCAACUGAUCCGCCUUCUGUCCGAACUCCAGACACACCACCCCCCCUCCAUGGGAACAAGCCCCACACGCCACUGCCAGCAGCAGACCAGCCGGAACCAAAGGUUUUGCCCCAACUUUCUCUCCAGAGCCUUUUCGCGGAGAGCACCCCUGAGCUUCUCGAGGCUGCCAUGCAGCAAGGAGUCAAAUUACUUGAAGACUUGAAAGAGCCGCUUGGUCGAGUCGCCAUUGAAGAUGCCUCCCAAUGGCUUCGGGCGAUUGAGAAAGUGCAGAGUCAGGCCGCGCAGCCUAAAACCAUUGUCGGCGUGGUCGGUAACACUGGGGCUGGAAAGUCCUCCGUCAUUAAUGCCAUGCUCGAUGAGGAACGGCUAGUGCCGACCAACUGCAUGCGAGCCUGCACCGCGGUGGUAACCGAGAUCUCCUACAAUACCGCCGACGACCCCUAUCGGGCUGAGAUCGAAUUUAUCACGCGAGCAGACUGGGAAAGGGAGCUCCGGGUCCUCUUUCAAGAUCUCUUCGAUGGCAGCGGCAACGUCUCUCGUGAGGCCACCAAUGAGGAGAGCGAGGCGGGUGUAGCGUAUGCCAAGAUCAAGGCAGUGUACCCCAAAUUUACCAGAGAGAUGCUGCAGAAGAGUACAGUUGAGCAACUGAUGGCGCAUCCCAACGUCCAAAAUGUGCUCGGGGGAAAGCGGCAGAUUGCCGAAUCCGAUUCUCUUCCCUUUUACAAGAAACUCCAAUAUUUUGUCGAUAGCAAAGAGAAAACCACGGGAGAAAAGGACAAAGACAAAAAGAAGCCUGCCAGAGAGCUGGAGUUCUGGCCUCUGAUCAAAGUUGUACGCCUAUACGUGAAGGCUGAGGCACUAUCAACCGGCGCUGUCAUCGUCGACUUGCCGGGCGUUCACGACUCCAAUGCCGCUCGCUCUGCCGUGGCAGAAGGUUACAUGAAGCAAUGUACCGGCCUGUGGAUUGUGGCUCCCAUCACGCGAGCUGUCGACGACAAGGCGGCGAAAUCGCUCCUCGGCGACACUUUCAAGCGGCAGCUAAAGAUGGAUGGCGGGUUCAACACUGUCACCUUCAUUUGCAGCAAGACGGACGAUAUCAGUCUGAUUGAGUGCCAAGAAUCAUUGGGCCUGGAGGAGGAGAUAGGAGCACAUUAG
Messenger RNA from Aspergillus clavatus NRRL 1, 2169 nucleotides. RefSeq lists its product as uncharacterized. Lineage: Eukaryota; Fungi; Ascomycota; Eurotiomycetes; Eurotiales; Aspergillaceae. The record is from RefSeq and is a predicted model, not a curated record. The transcript has 5 exons. Bases 1 to 2169 code for a protein of 722 amino acids.